Messenger RNA from Heterobilharzia americana, 831 nucleotides. NCBI's taxonomy places the organism in Eukaryota, Metazoa, Platyhelminthes, Trematoda, Strigeidida, Schistosomatidae. The record is from the annotation of a GenBank genome assembly.
UGGAUAUUGAAUUUACCACGUGUUCAGGUGUGGCGUAUUUGAAAAACGUUCGCACAUCUAAGGGAUAAUGGCUCCUGUGAGAAAAAGUAUUUCUCAACUUGCUCCUGAUCGCUUUUCCAAGAAACAUAUCCACAAUGAGGACGGCUCGAUGUUGGUUGUCAGUAAAAAGGUGAAGAAUAUGCUGAAACAAGAUCUAAAAGCAAAGACCACCGAUAUGCUGGUUGAUGACUCCACUUUCGAAGUAAGAACAAAUCAUAAGGAAUCCAAACCGUUAUUCAAACAAACCUUAGACGAAACACGUUCUGUUACUCAAUUCAAUAAGUGUCUAGCUAAGACUUCCGCACGUUCACUAACAGAUGAUGCUAUUCAUCGGGUUGUGAAAAAAAUUCCAAAGCGAAAGCGUCAUAAGCUAAGGCUGCAGUCCUAUCUUAGUCGUAAUACAAACUUACAAUCAGCUUUACAGUCUAUGGAACAAAAUUUAAGAACAGAUAAAUUGCUUGAUGUACAGUUUCCUACUGAUCAGUCAAUUUUCAAAAAACUCGGUGACCAAAAAGCAAAAUCGGAUCGUUCACAGAAAGUAAAGGAUAGUCGUACAAAAAAUAAAAAACCGUUGUCCAUAAACGUUCUUGAUUCCUUUCGAAGUCUACUCCAACAAUUUCGAUGAAGUGAUUUCUUUUUCGUUGAUAAAUGCAUUCUCAAAAAGUCUAGUUUAUUUGUAAAUACGGAAAAUAAUGAUUGGUAGCUCGAUGACGCUGCUGAUAUCAUUUGUAUUCUUAGUGAUAUCUUCAUGUACAUACAUACUUUUUACGAAUAAACAUAUAAAAUGAUCGA